Molecule: messenger RNA, 1035 nt
Organism: Drosophila busckii
Lineage: Eukaryota; Metazoa; Arthropoda; Insecta; Diptera; Drosophilidae
Exons: 2
Coding region: 1-1035 (344 amino acids)
Source: RefSeq, a predicted model, not a curated record
AUGAACAUAAUUGUUGGAAUUGUUCUAUUCAUAUUUGCUGCUGGUACAGCUAAUGGACAGGAUUCAGUGAAUAGUGUUGCAGUAAUUUUGGAUUUGUACAAUGAAAAGUUGAAUUUCUUUGAUCUACUAUCGCCCAGUGGACUUGACGAGCUGCGUCGUUCUACAGAAAAUAUAACACUGGAGACUUUCGAAAAGCUGCAAUAUGCUCGAAUAUCGUUUACAUCGCUGAGUGGUGAAAUUCUCAAAUGGUGCACAUCCUUAAAUAAUACAGUGGUAGUGGAGGACAUCAAUCUGGAUUCAAGUACGGAAGACUUUAUCUUAAAAUAUCAUGUGACCGAUGAAUUGAAGAAGAUGGAAGCAUAUUACGAUACAAUAAAAAUGAAUGGCAUAGAGCCAAAAGCUGUUGAAGACUUGGGCGUGUUGAUUACAAUUAAGGGCGAUGUUCUUAAAAUGGAAAUCACUGAAGGUCAUAUAACGGAUCACGUAGAGCAGCUGCUGUUUGCCUAUCUGCCGAAAUUGAAAGAGCAAGGUAAAAUUAAGGAAUAUAUUGUGACAACCACAUUUGCUGGCGAAAUAGGCUAUGCCAAGCGGCUAAUUAACGAAUCGCUUGCUCUAAUUGAGGCUGGCACCACUUACGCUUAUACUAGAAACGAUUUAAUCGCCAAGUGCAAACCUAUUCUGGCUAACGUGACAGCUCCACAACCGAUGAGAACGCGGCUUCGCUCAAUCGUCAUAUCAAAGGAAGACAAGUUAGUUUUAACCAACACAAAGACAUCAUCAGUCUGUCAAGCUGUUCUAUCCAAAUCGAGUGUAUCUCAAUUAAAAAUGUACUACCAGGAUGAAAAGUAUAUUGCAAACUUUUUCGACAAAAUCAAUGGAUCCGGUGUGCAAGAGUGCAAAAGUCAAAUGACAACGUUUAUACGUAAUUCUUAUUUAUCAUGGGGCUAUCUAAUAAUGACAGAUUCGCAGCUUAUGAAAAUUUCUAUUCUACAAUCCAAGCCAGGCUCAAAUCCUAAUGUUACUAUUGAAAACUAA